This is a messenger RNA of Thrips palmi, 765 nucleotides long. RefSeq lists its product as uncharacterized. The record is from RefSeq and is a predicted model, not a curated record. The coding region runs from base 140 to 490 and encodes 116 amino acids. NCBI's taxonomy places the organism in Eukaryota, Metazoa, Arthropoda, Insecta, Thysanoptera, Thripidae. The transcript has 4 exons.
CGCGGCGGCCGGGCUAGCGCAGUCAGUGUACGCCACAGCCGUGCCCCAGCCGUGCCCCAGCCUCGCCACAGCCGUCGCCGCAGUACACCUCGCCUUUUUCCUUAUCGUUGCCGUCGUCGAAGCCAUCGUCGCAGCAGCCAUGCGCUCCGUUCCGCUCAUUGGUGCGGCCCUGGCGCUGCUGUGCCUCAGCACGGUCGCCGAGGCACAAAGCACAGGGGCGCGCAAGACCGUCCACCAGUUGGUGUACGAGACGCUGGACCCGGUGGGCUCGAACGCGGAGGCCGGCUCGGCGGCCUACGACCCCAGCGUGGCGUGGGCCGACCGCAUCAAGUCCGUGAUACGGGCGAAGCUGGCACGGCUGCGCGCCGGGCUGCGGACCCAGCAGGGCCUGCAGGACCAGCAAAGCCAACAGAGUCUCCAGGAACAGCAAACCCUCCAGGACCAGCAGACGCUCCAGGACCAGGGCCAGCAGUACCAGCAGUACGAGUAGCGCGCCUUCCUUCCUCGCCGCCGUUCCGCCGCCCCACGGCCCCCAUGAUAAAUCCAUGGCGAGGUGGGGCCGUGCACUCCAGCGCCAUAUUUUCAUUUGCUGGAGCCUGGAGCCUGCAGCCCGCCGCUGGAGCCGGAACCGUGUUUCCUCGACGCGGGACUCCGCCGCCGGGAGAAGGAGAAGACGGCCCCCGAGCCGCACGAAAUACAGCAGUGAAGUCCGUGUCACUUUGUGCCUCGUUCGAAAUACAGCAGCCGCACGCGGAGCAGGAAAAA